AUGAACGUUGCUGAAGAUAUACGGCCAAUGAAGAUUGCUGAAGAUAUACGGCCAAUGAAUGUUGCUGCAGAAAUACGGCCAAUGAAUGUAGCUCCAGAAAUACGGCCAAUGAAUGUAGCUCCAGAAAUACGGCCAAUGAAUGUUGCUGAAGAAAUACGUCCAAUGAAUGUAGCUCCAGAUAUAUUGCUAAUGAAUGUAGCCCCUGAAACAUGGUCAAUAAAUGUAGCUCAAGAAAAACUUCAAAUGAAUGUGGCUCCAGGAAUACGGCCAAUGAAUGUUGCUCCAGGAAUACGGCCAAUGAAUGUAGCUCAAGAAAUACAGGCAAUGAAUGUUGCUCCAGGAAUACGGCCAAUAAAUGGAGCUCAAGAAAUACAGGCAAUGAAUGUGGCUCCAGGAAUACGGCCAAUAAAUGGAGCUCAAGAAAUACAGGCAAUGAAUGUGGCUCCAGGAAUACGGCCAAUAAAUGGAGCUCAAGAAAUACAGGCAAUGAAUGUGGCUCCAGGAAUACGGCCAAUAAAUGGAGCUCAAGAAAUACAGGCAAUGAAUGUGGCUCCAGGAAUACGGCCAAUAAAUGGAGCUCAAGAAAUACAGGCAAUGAAUGUGGCUCCAGGAAUACGGCCAAUAAAUGGAGCUCAAGAAAUACAGGCAAUGAAUGUGGCUCCAGGAAUACGGCCAAUAAAUGGAGCUCAAGAAAUACAGGCAAUGAAUGUGGCUCCAGGAAUACGGCCAAUAAAUGGAGCUCAAGAAAUACAGGCAAUGAAUGUGGCUCCAGGAAUACGGCCAAUAAAUGGAGCUCAAGAGAUACAGGCAAAGAAUGUUGCUUCAGGAAUACGGUCAAUGACUGUAGCUGAAGAAAUACAGGAAAUGAAUGUAGCUUCAGGAAUACGGCCAAUGAAUGUAGCUCCAGGAAUACGGCCAAUGAAUGUAGCUCCAGGAAUACGGCCAAUGAUUGUAGCUCCAGGAAUACGGUCAAUGAUUGUAGCUCCAGGAAUACAACAAAUAAAUGUUGCUCAAGAAAAACAGCCAAUAAAUGUAGCUCCAGGAAUACGGUCAAUGAAUGUAGCUCCAGGAAUACGGCAAAUGCAUAAAGCUCCAGAAAUACAGCAAAUGAAUGUAGCUCAAAGAUACGACCAAUUAAUGUAG
Molecule: messenger RNA, 1143 nt
Organism: Mizuhopecten yessoensis (Yesso scallop)
Lineage: Eukaryota; Metazoa; Mollusca; Bivalvia; Pectinida; Pectinidae
Exons: 1
Coding region: 1-1143 (380 amino acids)
Source: RefSeq, a predicted model, not a curated record